This is a messenger RNA of Rasamsonia emersonii CBS 393.64, 5250 nucleotides long. RefSeq names its product Ras GTPase activating protein. Gene Ontology annotation, biological process: regulation of actin cytoskeleton organization; regulation of GTPase activity. Gene Ontology annotation, molecular function: GTPase activator activity; calmodulin binding; actin filament binding. The record is from RefSeq and is a predicted model, not a curated record. The transcript has 8 exons. The coding region runs from base 1 to 5250 and encodes 1749 amino acids. Gene Ontology annotation, cellular component: cytoplasm. Lineage: Eukaryota; Fungi; Ascomycota; Eurotiomycetes; Eurotiales; Trichocomaceae.
AUGGAUGUGUUGGCGAGGCCAGAACCAGAUGGCAGGGAAAUUGCGGAGUUCAGUUCUGGAGAAAUAUUGCGAUUUCAAGGGCCAGACCAUUAUUGCCCCUUGAUUCCGCAUUCCUCUCGUGCCACAGAAAGGCAAUCCACCAAACUGUCUCCAUUUCCAUCCGUCCUGUUUCCUCGUGUUGCUGCUCUUGAGGGAGCAGUCUGCUCGGCACUAUACGUGAUGUCAAAUCCAUCGUUCAGACGGGCACAAACGGACCUGGGAAACUCAUCUCCGAGUCCGCUUCGACAUGGCUCAACAGCGUCGACCUCAUCUACUUGCUCUGUCUUCUCGAACCCUCUCACGCCCAGCCGUACAAGCACCAUCUCCUCCAAUGCGUCUAUCAGCUCUUCGAUUGGGAUUUUCGGCCACAAACGUGGGAAGAGCGAACUAGACACCUUGUCGUCGACCACCUCAAACAAUGCUAUGAUGUCUGACCGGUCUCCAACUGCCGCUGAAACCUACGAAAAUGUGCGUCGUUCUUUACGGCCGCUUCCACAGCCGCCGAACGCGUCUCCGAAUUCAACAAAGAGCAGCGCCACGCGCCAUUCGAGAAGCUAUACGGUCGACGAGACAAACUAUCGAAAGUCUCAAUCUCCAAGCACACCUGACCGGCGAAUACGAUGGCAGGAGAAUGAUCCUCCUGGCCAGAGCAACGGCGACUGCUCUUAUUCCCCGACGCCUCCACGUCCCAGGUCGCAGCAUUCACACAGCCAUUCCAGUCCGCACCCGCCCACACUACCGACAGCUCUGACGGCUCCAGAGCUUGAGACUUUUCAGAAAUCUUCAACCGGUCAUCUCCGGACCCUCUCGAAAUUUGCCAAAUCUGGAGAGAGCGAAGAAUUUGCGCUCGAUACCACAUCCCCCUCCGUGGUUGGGCUGCAGGGAAGAAGACGCCUGAAACGGGCGGAUUCAGUCCGUAGCGGCUCUAGCCCCGUCAAGAAGAAAAGUACAUCGUCAUGGGCGGCGGGAAACUGGAUGGACAAACAGAGGGAGUUCCUUCAGGCUUACGAAUAUCUUUGCCAUAUCGGAGAAGCCAAGGAAUGGAUAGAAGACGUCAUUCAGAAGCAGAUUCCUCCGAUUGUUCAGCUCGAGGAAGCUUUGCGGGACGGGGUGAUUCUGGCAGAGAUUGUACAGGCGUUGUACCCUAACCGAGUAUUCCGCAUCUUCCGACACCCGAAGCUCCAGUAUCGACAUUCCGACAAUAUCGCUCUUUUCUUCCGAUUUCUCGAUGAGGUUGAAUUACCCGACAUUUUUAGGUUCGAACUCAUCGACCUGUAUGAGAAGAAAAAUAUUCCCAAAGUGAUCCAUUGUAUCCAUGCCCUUUCGUGGUUACUCUACAAGAAAGGAAUCGUCGAUUUUCGCAUUGGCAACCUCGUUGGCCAGCUUGAAUUCGAACAUCAUGAGCUUGAACAGACGCAGAAGGGCCUGGAUAAAGCAGGUGUCACUAUGCCGAGCUUCUCUGGGAUGGGUGCCAGCUUUGGCGCGGAACCUGAACCGGAGCCGGAGCCAGAGCCGGUAGAAACCGAAGAAGAACGCAUCGAAAGGGAGUUACGCGAAAAAGAAGAUAUUAUCAGUGACUUCCAAGCCCAGAUUAGAGGGGCAUUAUUGCGGUUGAACUUGGGCAAUAUUAUGAACCACCUAUGGGAUAAUGAACACAUGAUAGUCGACCUUCAGUCAAGAAUACGCGGUGACUGGGCACGGCAGGUCAUCGGUUACCGGUUGAGUAUGCGUCGAUUUGCAGUGAAUCUGCAGGCGUUGUGUCGUGGAUUCCUGGUGCGACACAGGCAACGGAGCAACGAGGACUUUUGGAGAGCGAAGGAGCAAGAUGUCGUUAAGCUGCAGAGUCUGGCAAGAGGACGCAGAGCUAGGGCUCAGGUUCAGUACCUGAAAACUCAAAUGCGACGCGAGGAAUCCGGUAUCAAAUUUAUUCAAGCAGCUAUUCGAGGUGCUCUGCAACGAAAGAAAGCAUUCAAUCAAUACGAAGAGACCAAAGACGCGGAGGGCGAGAUCCAGUCCCUGCAGGCAGCAAUACGUGGUAUGCAAUUGCGCCGCUCAAUGAAGCAACUGAUAGCAAGCCUCGAUCGAGAAUUGCCUUCCAUUGUCUUUAUUCAAUCUGCUGCUAGAGCUCUUGCGGAACGAACGCGUCAAGCACAACUGAAGGAGGCAUUGGAUAGCUCAAACGAACAAUGGCUUGCUUUACAAUCCAUGGCUAGAGGUGCCGCUGUGCGGUGUCAACUCCAGCACCUCCGAAAUGAACUUGAGAAGCAACGGCCGUCGGUAUUGCUGCUACAAAGUCUCAUAAGAGCCAAUUUCGUUCGAGGACAGAUCGAGGAACAGAAGAGUUCUUUGGCACAAAACGAAACUCAAGUACUGGCUCUGCAGUCCAUGAUCCGCGGCCAUCUAUUCAGAAGACGAUUCCAUGCCGACCUUGAAAAUCUUCGGCAAAAUCAGGAACUGUUUACCAAUUUGCAGUCGUUUGCUAGAGCAGCAAUGUUGCGGAAAGAUGUCGGCGAUCUUCUGUCAAAACUCAGGCAGAACGAGGAGGAGGUCGUACAGCUUCAGGGACUUGCCAGAGCUAUGCUUGUCCGACUUGACGUUGGCAAGAUUUUGACUGAUUUGGAGGAAGAAGAGGAGCGUAUCGUUGAUCUUCAAGCAUGCAUCCGGGGGAAUCUCGUUCGAUCUCGAUUUGCCGAGAAGCAGCGUUACUUCCGGGAAAAUAUGGAUAAAGUGAUCAAAGUCCAGAGUUACGUGAGAGCUAAGAUCCAGGGUCAGGCAUACAAGAGUCUCACGAGUGGCAAAAACCCACCUGUUGGAACUAUCAAGGGUUUUGUCCAUCUCCUCAAUGACAGCGAUUUUGACUUUGACGAGGAGAUUGAGUUUGAGCGGUUGAGGAAAACUGUCGUGCAACAGGUUCGGCAAAACGAGUUAGCAGAUCAAUACAUCACCCAAUUGGACAUCAAAAUCGCGCUGCUCGUCAAGAACAAAAUUACACUCGAUGAAGUCAUUAAGCAUCAGAAACACUUCGGUGGUCAUUUCGGAUCUCUGCUGCAGAACACCGACAUCUCAUCGAAGGAUCCAUUCGAUCUCAAAGCUCUGAACAAAAAUUCAAGAAAGAAGCUGGAGCAAUACCAAGUGUUGUUCUUCCUUCUUCAGACGCAACCCCAGUACCUGGCUAGACUCUUCCGAAGACUCCGUGAGCAGAACGCGGGUGAGAAAGAGUACGAGAGGGUCAAACAUCUCGUCAUGGGGUUGUUUGGCUAUGCUCAAAAGAGGCGUGAGGAGUAUUACCUGAUUAAGCUGAUUGCCCGAUCGAUUAAAGAAGAAGUUCAAAGUUGUCCGUCGCUUCAGGAUUAUAUCCGGUGCAAUUCGUUCUGGAACAAACUCUUCGUGGCUUAUGUGAAGUCGCCUCGAGACCGCAAGUUUAUGCGUGACGUUCUAGGGCCCCUGGUCAAGGAAUGGGUGAUUGAAAACCCGGAACUGGAUCUAGAGAGCGACCCAAUACAGAUAUAUCGCGCGGCAAUUAGGAACGAGGAACUUCGCACUGGUCAGAGGAGCAAACGUCCGCGUGAUAUCCCAACUGAAGAAGCCAUCAGGGAUCCAGAAACCAGGUCGAUAUUCAUCCAACACCUGCAGGACCUGCGUGAUAUCGCCGACCAAUUUCUGAGCCGACUUCAGGAGUGCCUACCUCGAAUGCCUUUCGGAAUUAGAUAUAUUGCGAAGGAAAUGUAUGAAUACCUUCUGGCUCAAUUCGGCAAUGAAGAUCCCGGUUACAUUCUUCAGAUCGUCGGGCAGUGUAUCUGGAGAAAUUAUUUCCACCCUGCCGUGCUAGAGCCAGACAAGCACGGGGUGAUCGAUCGGGGUCUAAACCCAGAACACAAAAAGAAUCUUGGAGAAGUCGCCAAAGUUCUCUCACAAGUGGCAUCUGGCAGGUUGUUUGGAGCCGAAAACGUUUAUCUCCAACCACUCAAUACCCAUGUCGGAGAGUCAAUCCUGCGUCUCGGCCGCAUAUGGGGUGACAUGAUCUCUGUGCAGGACGCAGAGUCUUACUUCGAUAUUGAUGAGUUUAAUGACCUUUACGCCAAAACAAAGCCUACGCUGUACAUCAAAAUGUCGGACAUCUUCUCUAUCCAUCAACUCGUGGCAUCUGAGAUCCAGCACAUCUGUCCCGCUCAAGAUGACGUUCGGGAGAUCAUUCGAGAUCUGGGUAAUGUCAAAACUAACGAGAGUGAGCUCAUGACCGUCAGCUCGUCGGAGAUUAGCUUGACGCUACAUCCUAAGCUUACUAAUGUCGAAGAUCCCGAGGCUGGUAUCAAAGCUCUUUUCAUGGAAACCAAGCGUUGCAUUCUCUAUAUUAUUCGGGUUCAAUCGGGCGCUAAUUUGUUGGAAAUUAUGGUCAAACCGCCCACGGCCGAAGACGAGGAGCGGUGGCGGGCCCUUGUGCAAGACGAACUCUCUGCAAACAAUUCUCGAAGGAGAGGUGCAUACUCUGAGGCCAGCCCAAUUCUCGACCUGAGCACCAUGAGUUAUGCUGAGUUGAAACGAAUUGCGCUCGAAAACAUUCUGGAACUCGAGAAAGCAGGCAAGAUCAGCCGCCACAACCAAUACCAAGACAUCCUGAAUUCAAUUGCGGUGGAUAUUAGAACGAAGCACCGGCGGAGGAUCCAACGGCAGAAGGAGCUUGAGAGUGUCCGAUUGACGCUGUCACGGUUGAAUGAUCAAGCUGUCUACCUCGAGCAACAACUCAAGACGUACAACGACUACAUUGAGCAAGCCAUGGUCACACUUCAAAACAAGAAGGGCAAGAAGAGAUUCCUCCUGCCAUUCACCAAGCAGUGGGACCACGAACGAGAACUGCAGAAAUCUGGACGAGUUUUCAAAUUCGGCUCCUACAAGUACUCGGCGCGCAAUCUGGCCGACAAGGGCGUUUUGGUAUACUGGAAAGGCUACACAGAGCGCCAGUGGGACCGGGUUGACCUUACCAUCUCCAGUAACGAGGUCGGUGCCAGCGCUCAGAUUCCGUUGGACGACCUCUUGCAAGCACAGUUCAACAACACCCAGUUCCUUGACUUCUUUGAGGGAGCUCUCCGGGUGAACGUUAAUCUUUUCUUGCAUCUUAUCAUGAAGAAAUUCUAUACUGACAUGUCUUUUCAUGAUAUCCAAAGGUCUCAUGAGGGCGGAGUUUUCAGGAAGUGCGGAUUGAAGACUCCUUAG